Messenger RNA from Effrenium voratum, 522 nucleotides. Lineage: Eukaryota; Dinophyceae; Suessiales; Symbiodiniaceae. The record is from the annotation of a GenBank genome assembly.
AUGUCCGCAAUCGGACGGCCAGCCGUUGACGGCAGGCGCGCGACGGCGCAUCAGGCGGUGAUGAAUGCGACCGUCGUGACCUUCAUCCGUCUUUCUCACGCAGACGGGCUCGAUCUUCCCGCCUAUGCCACCGAGGGCGCGGCCGGCAUGGACAUCCGCGCCGCCGUGCCGGACGAUGUGCCGUUCGUUCUGGCGCCCGGUGAACGGGCUGCGGUGCCCACCGGUUUCGUCAUGGUGGUUCCCGAUGGAUUCGAGGGGCAGAUCCGCCCCCGUUCGGGCCUCGCCGUCCGUCACGGCGUCACCUGCCUGAACACGCCGGGCACGAUCGACAGCGACUAUCGAGGCGAGGUGCAUGUGCUGCUGAUCAAUCUCGGCCACGACGUCUUCGAGAUCACGCGCGGCAUGCGCAUCGCGCAGAUCGUCAUCGCGCCGGCGGUCCGGGCGGCGACCGCCGAGACGACCGAGCCGCCGGACGCGACCGGGCGUGGUGCCGGUGGCUUCGGAUCCACCGGCACCCAUUGA